UAGGUGUCAAUAUUUGCGGGUGCCGCUGAAACCAAAACCCUCCUCCCUUUCCUCCCACCGCAACAUCACAAGCAAGCAGCCAUUUCCGCCGCCAUUCACUGUUCUCUCUCUCUUUCUCCUCUUUGUAUGUAUCUGUGUGUGCGUUGUAAUUUUGCAUUUUAUCGGAAAUGUCAGUUAUUCGGAGGAAACCAAACUUUUAUUUUUCUGCAAAUUUUGCAAACUUGGAUUGACAACUAAGGAUAUAAUUAUGAUAAAAAGGCGAUUCUAUAGGUAUGAACACGGUGAUAAGGAUGCCGCAUCAGAAUCUUCCUCGUCUUCGUCAGGCUCUGAAGUGGAGGCAGAAGCUACUGAUGACACUGAUAUUGAAGAAGAAGAGGAAGAAGAAGAAGAAGAAGAAGAAGAAGAAGAAGAAGAAGAAGACGAAGUAGAAGUAGAAGAAGAAGCAAAAGAAAAUGUUGCUUCAGAUGUGAGAGAGGGUGGAGAAGCUUCUUCUUCUUCUGGUUAUGAAAGCGAGGACAGCUCAGUCAACGAAGUUAAUCUUGAUUCAUCAGGUUUACUUACUAGUGAUGAAGACACCGCAGCUCAAGUUGGCAACCAAAACAUUAUAGGAAGUCUUUCUGGUGGAGAAGGAAACAGUUUACCUACCAUAGCUCUGGAUAGUCCCAAGAAGGAUAAAACCGACUUUGAGACAGCAGAUUGUAUUUUAAAACAUAAGUCAGUUUUUAAAUGCAGGCUUUGUCCUAGGAUAGUCUGCUUAUCAGAGGAGACUUUAAAGGCUCAUCUCAUCUCCAAGAAGCACAUCCGCUCUGAGAAACUACUUCGAGAAGGGAGACUCAAGCUCAUGUUAAAUGAGAGAGGAGAAAUUGAGGGCGAGGUGUAUUCUGAGAAUGAUGCACCAACUACAGCUUCUCGACAGAAACCAGAGAAGCCAAAUAAAAAGGGCAAAGGACAUUUGAAACAGAAGAAGAGACCUAGACAGGACGCUGAAUCUAGAAAAGCAAAACGAUCAACAGAGAAGCGGGAGAAGAGGCGUAAGAAUGAGGACUGAAGACAGCUAAUUUUUCUAUAAAUGACUGCGGUUUCCUAUAUAGACACAAGUUCAAUCUCUACAAGAAUAUCCAAUAAACAAGUUUUUAACCUCUUUGUUGUGUUUUUAUAUUUCCCAAUUUUGUUUGGAUUCAGGAUAAUGGAUAAGUUGCUUGUAACUGAUCAUUUUUUAUUUUCAUUAGCUUUACAAUUAAGGGUGAAUGCAGGGCUCAA
This is a messenger RNA of Salvia splendens (bonfire salvia), 1260 nucleotides long. Its product is annotated as ribosome quality control complex subunit 2. The transcript has 7 exons. Lineage: Eukaryota; Viridiplantae; Streptophyta; Magnoliopsida; Lamiales; Lamiaceae. The record is from RefSeq and is a predicted model, not a curated record. The coding region runs from base 248 to 1048 and encodes 266 amino acids.